UACGCAUCUUCUAACUUUUCCAUAUAGUUCCAUCUCCAAUUUUCUUCUUGUGUUGGAUUCACAUCUUCAAUUGAAAGUGUUUUUCCAUUACAAACCCUCUCUCUAUAUCUCUUACUUAGAUUAUCAAAUACGUGUAAGUAUUUAAUAUGGAAAUUGUAGAAGUUAAGUGCAGGAACACCUUGAUUUUCAAGGCAUGGAAACGAUGUCUAUCACUAGUAGCUGGCAACAAAAAAUGUUGCUCAUCUUCAUCUACCACUUUCAGUUCAUUGACAAAGCGCGAAAAGAAUCGACAAGUAGCUCCGGAAGGUUGUUUCGCAGUCUAUGUUGGACCUCAAAAACAACGAUUUGUGAUCAAGACCAAGCUUGUUAAUCAUCCUUUGUUCGCGAUGCUGCUAGAGGAUGCUGAAUUGGAAUAUGGGUACAAUAGUGAAGGCCCUCUUGUGCUCCCUUGUGAUGUUGAUUUGUUCUACAAAGUGUUGGCAGAGAUGGACAGCAGCGAGGAUUUUAGUCCUGGUUGCGGCUUUGCUAAAGGUUAUUCCUUAAUUCUGCCAAGUCCAGCUCGUAGAUCCAACAUUGUUAGCAUUAACAAGGGUCAUGAUGCCUAUAGUCUAGCUUCUUAGUCCAUCAAAUUCGAUGAUUAAGAUGAAUCAACUAUGACCAUUUAUUAUAAGAUCAUGUUGAUCUAGCUUUCUUUUUUAGCAUUUGUAUCAUAUAUAUUAUCCAACUUAUCUGUGUGGGUAGAGGGAAUUCUAUACGAAAUGAACAAAAAGAAUACAUAUCAAGAAAUUUGUACGAGUACUAGUUAUAUAUAUUAUAUAUGCUUUCUUUUUCUCCACUCA
Quercus robur (English oak) is the source of this 839-nucleotide messenger RNA. Its product is annotated as auxin-responsive protein SAUR71-like. The transcript has a single exon. Gene Ontology annotation, biological process: response to auxin. The coding region runs from base 147 to 620 and encodes 157 amino acids. Lineage: Eukaryota; Viridiplantae; Streptophyta; Magnoliopsida; Fagales; Fagaceae. The record is from RefSeq and is a predicted model, not a curated record.